AAUUGCUUCUCUGAGAACAUGUCGCAAGCCGAGUUAGACAAAAGUAUUGAAAUAAUAACCAGGACAGAGGAGCUGGCCGACAAGAUACUGGUCAACAAGCAGGAGCUGACGGUAAUGGACAGGCGGCGCCAGGAAACCCGGGAAGCAUUGCGACUGAUUGAGAAAUCGGAUGAGCCAAAAGUGUGGAUAACAAUUGGCAGCAUGUUGGUCAAAAUGAAACGAGCACAAGCAAUACAGCUGCUCAAGAAGGAUCAGGAGCAAAUAAAUCAACAAAUCAAUUUGAUAUACUCAGAGCAAAAGAUUCUGGUCAACAAACAUCGCGAUGUGGAAUUCAAGGCACCCUUUUCGGGCACCAAUAUCAAACCACUGGAUCGCAAGGAGUUCGAUGCCCUAAAGGCCAGUUUGCCUAUGCUUUAAAUUCGAUUCAACAUAAGUGUAAUAUAGCUAGAAAUAAAAACCGCGUUUCUUUUA
Drosophila grimshawi is the source of this 471-nucleotide messenger RNA. RefSeq lists its product as uncharacterized. Bases 19 to 417 code for a protein of 132 amino acids. NCBI's taxonomy places the organism in Eukaryota, Metazoa, Arthropoda, Insecta, Diptera, Drosophilidae. Gene Ontology annotation, cellular component: prefoldin complex. The transcript is spliced from 2 exons. The record is from RefSeq and is a predicted model, not a curated record. Gene Ontology annotation, biological process: protein folding.